Molecule: messenger RNA, 957 nt
Organism: Striga hermonthica
Lineage: Eukaryota; Viridiplantae; Streptophyta; Magnoliopsida; Lamiales; Orobanchaceae
Source: the annotation of a GenBank genome assembly
AUGGCUGCUGGUGCAGAGGUUUCUGGUGAGGCCGUUGUUGUUGCUAAGACCAUUAUUGAAGGGAAAAUUGAUAAUCCAGAUUGUGUUGAGCCUAGGGAAAAUGAUGUGGCUGAUGAUGGUCAUAAGGGCUCUGAUCAGAACCCGAAAUCUGGAAUGCAAAUGAAGGAAAUUGUUGAUAUGCUGAAGAAGCUCAAGUUGAACCCCAUGGCCAAGGAGUUUUUCCCUUCCUCCUAUCAUCAGGGCCAAAUGGGGGCUAACAAUCUUGUGCCUAAUGAUAAGAAUUUUGGAAUUGAUGGGAUGCCGAACAAUCGAAGGAGAAGGAGUAACUUCAACCAGGGCAAGAAAAGAAUGAGUGGCAGAGCUUCUAGAGCUCAAAGAGAAGAUAGUGUUAGACGAACUGUCUAUGUAUCUGACAUUGAUCACAAUAUCACUGAGGAGCAGCUAGCUGCAUUAUUCAGUGGCUAUGGACUGGUUGUUGACUGUCGAGUUUGUGGGGAUCCACACUCUCAUCUUCGCUUUGCUUUUGUGGAAUUUGCUGAUGACUAUUCUGCUCGAGCUGCUCUUAGUCUUAAUGGGACACUUUUGGGUUUCUCCCCCGUGAAAGUUUUACCUUCCAAAACUGCCAUUCUACCUGUGAACCCAACUUUCCUUCCUAGAUCAGAGGAUGAGCGCGAGAUGUGCGCAAGGACAGUCUACUGCACAAACAUUGAUAAGAAGGUAGUUACUCAAGCUGAUGUCAAGAAUUUCUUCGAAACAAGAUGUGGCGAGGUCUCACAGUUGCGGCUCCUUGGGGAUCACGUGCACUCGACAAGGAUUGCUUUUGUAGAAUUUUACAUGGCUGAGAGUGCAAUAGUGGCACUCGAUUGUUGUGGUGAGGUUCUUGGAUCCCAACGCAUCAGGGUAAGUCCUUCAAAGACACCCGUGAGGCCUCGUAGUCCGCGCCCCGGAAUGCAGUAA